UAUGUGUCCGUGGGCCUGCUCUGGCGUUCGAUUCCGUACGUACGCACGAAUUGAAUCCUCGGAGAAACUACACGACCCCUGUCUGUCCUGCUCCGAUCUCCUAUCCUAUCCAAGGCCAUUCAUUUCGCGACGCGUGCGAUCUGAUCAAGGCCGCAUGACCUCAGCGCCCAAACGGGGUUAGCGGGACCUAUCCGCUCAAUUACGUGGUCACGACACACGGGCCGGGAGACGCCGGGCGCACGGUGCCGCGGUGGGACAGCACGGAUGCUUCUGUCGAUCGUUACCCUCGCUGACAGCCUUUGCGGCAAUGCUCUCCGCUCGUCUGCAGCGGGUGCAUUCUGCGCGACCCGCGGCGGUGAGCGACUGCAGCCAUGCGAUAGGCCUGCUGCCCGUGCUGGCCCCCUGGCGAUGCGUCAAGAUAUCAUCAUCUGGGUGAAUAGUUCGUGGCGGAUCAGCGGAGAUUGUUUUCUAGGAAGGUCGGGGAAGCUAUUGUAAUACGCCGUGAUCCGAACAAGACACACUCGGCCCCCGGGUGAAUACUUUCUACUGCCCACCACCCGGGAUUCCACGUUGUGCGGCUCAGGGGAUCUAGACGUUUUACGUGGAACAGGAGAGGCCAGGACCAUGGAACUAUGCAAUUAUGUAUUGAAUGCUCCAAUGCGCACUGACGAGCAGCGGCCCGGGCAUCUCCCGGCCUCGCGCACUAAAAUCUCCGCAACAGAUUUUUUGAUUGCGUCGUUAGUGUGUGGGUCCGGCCUCCGCUUUGGGACUGGAACAACUGACACUGGCCACGGGUAAUACUAUCAGCCGGGAAUAUAAGCUGUCCUCCACCCACGGCUGACCGAAUCUGACUUUCGCUCGUCGAAUCCCCGUCUUCGCCCCUCCGGCCAGCCAGCAAGCCAGCCAUGUCUGUGACACACCUCCCUCCGCUGCGCACCCCGUCGGGGUCCGGCCACGACCUGCAUGCCCCGCACAGCCUGCCGCCGCUGGCCAUCGCGAAUAUCAGCCCGCGCAGGAAUGGGUGCGAGGUGUUUCUUCUGCGGCGCUCCCACCCCUUGCUGAUGACGAUGCCACCCCCCACCAGCUCGACGUCGGCGCACAAGAUACAGCUGCCGAGCUUCCAGGCCCUGACGGCGCAGUGCAGCGACCUGCCACCUCUCCAGGCCGGCUCUCCCCGAUCAGCAUCAGCCUCGACCUCGAGUCUCUUCACGAAGGGUCUGCUCCACUCUGGCACACCUCUCACGUCAACUCUUCCCCCGCUGAAAGUGCCCUCACGCCCACUUGACCGGGAGUCGCAGGCCAGGCAUCGAGAGGAGCACGAGACGAUCUUCGACCGCAAGAAACCACGCACGAUCGACCUCGUCGCCCGCUCUCCCCGCCCCUCCUCCGCAUCCGCGUCGUCGGCCUCGCCCUCCGAUCCGUACGCCUUCUCCUACGCGUCCCGGCGACACCCUGCUGCGUCGCACUCCGCGUCGUCCCUCGCCAGCAGCAGCGCCAGCGCCAGCGCGGCGAGCGAGACGAGCGAGCCGCCCGACGAGCAGCCGUUCUACUCCUCGACCUCGUCCUCGUCCUCGGUGUACACCCCGCACCAGCAUCCGCACGCGGCGCCCCGCAUCGCGCUGCCGCCCAUCUCGAUCGGCAUCGGCGCGCAGGAGCGGUACGCGCCGCCGUCACCCCCGCCGGGGCCCGGCCACAUGCAGGCCCGGCCGCGGCUGACGAUCCCGGCGACGCCGUCCUGGUCGCAGCCGUCCGCGCUGACGUCCCCGCGGCCGCCGUCCGCGCACGCGCACGCGGCGCCGCACAUCGCCAUGGGCAGCCCGCACGCGCAGUACCAGGCGUACCCGCCGGGGCUGUCCGCCCUCGGGCUGAGCGCGCCGCCGAAGCUCAAGUUCAACCACGCGAAGGCGGGCGGGCGGACGAAGAAGCAGGCGCUGUCGUGCUACUUCUGCCGCGAGCGCAAGAUUGCGUGUGGGCGCCCGGACGAUCCACAUGGGGAUCAGACCUGCAAGUGCGUCUUUCUGGUGGCGCUCGCUUUGACUUUUUGUGCUGAUUGUUUAUUAUUGUCUGCGCAGCCAAUGCGCGCGCCGGAAGAUCGCGUGCGAGUACCCGACUGUGUCGCACCGCGGGCAGCACUCGCGCAUCCGCAGUGCAGCGCGCAAGUCGACGGGCGGCUUGCAGGACACGCUCAUGACGCCGCCGCCGCCCGAUGUGAUGACGAUGGACAGCCCGCUGUGACGCGUUCCCGGUGUGCUCUGCCACCCACUCUAUGCCGCGAUUCCCCUUGUAUAAAAUCCAGUAGGCCUGACUGCAUAUACCAGCCAACUCAUGUAUCGAUCCAUUCAUCCCCCUGUAAUUGCAUCGCAGCCAUACCACCUCGCUGGUAUAUCUCCCGAGAGAUGUCUAUCUCCGUGUAUCUGGUGUCUCGAUCUCGUUCGAACACGCAGCGGAACUGGGAUCGAAGCUGAUGCUGAUCGUUGCCCAGCGCCAGGCCCCCGAGCUGCCAGAACGCCGUGUCCCCGGGACAUGUAAAGCCCGUGCUGUGCCGCAGGUCGGCCGGGAUCCCGCUGCCGGUUGGUGCCUUUACAGCUGUUGCAGCAGUUAACAGCAGCAGCAGCGGGCAUUGCAUGUCCUCGCUGGUGGAGGAUACUCCGCGUGCAUUCGUCCCGCUCUGUGCUGCUGCUGGUUCCAUCAGGUGGCGCCGCCGGCGCUUGACGGAGUUUCCCCUUCGGGUGGGAGUCCGCUGACGGUUAUUUUUCGCACAUCGGCACACGGGACAAUCUCCGCGUUCGCAUUCAUUUCCGUGCCUUCGGGCUGAUAUCGGGAUCCAGAUUCUCGCGCUCAGAUGUCAGUCAGUCAGUCAGUCAGGCUCUGGCUCUUGCUCCUCCUCCGGCUGCAGUUCCCAUCGCUGCGUAGGGUCCAGCUGGAGCAAGCAUCCAGUCGGAACCUCGUGUGCCUGGAGUUGAGCCAGUGGCGGCUCCCACCUGCCCCCCACCAUGUCGAGAACUGGCGCGCUCCCCACGGGCACAUGCCGCGGGGAAGAUCUAUCUGUCAACGCUCGACAACCCACGGCGUUCCGUUCGGCGUUCCCCCCUCUCGUCCGUGAUCAUCACGAUGUGUCCGUGGUGUUCUCUGCGUUAUAUUAACGGCGUCCAUGCGUGCGAAAACCCGGUCCCGGCCGCCCCCUCUGCUGCUGCUGCUGCACGCUUCGGCUGCAGAGUCGAGAAGCCGCGCGCGCACACACAGAAGUGGGCGCAACGGCGUCGUGGGUGACACCGCUGGUCUUUUGUGAGCUACCCCCCCAUCGAUGUAUGUGCACAAUAUAAUGUAUCUCGAGCACGCACGGGUGAUCUUCGGAGGGGCGGUACUUAUCAACUGGGCGAGCGAUGCCACGGACUGCCUUGCGCUGGGUACGUACGCCGAUGCCUUUCCAGCUCUAGAAUCAUGUGCCAGAGCACACCGACGGGGGGCGAGAAGCUACUGCCCCCGACAACGUCACUGGACCAUCACUGGGUUGGAGAGGCACAGUGCAGUUUCACAUGCCCCGCAGCAGCAAAAACGCCGCUGCUGCGCGGGUAUUCGUGUGAGCCGGAUCCGGGUCCGGGUCCGAGGCGCGGGUGCAGUGCAGUAACAGUGAUCAUCGCAGCAUUGAGUCUGCCGUAAACAGAACAGCGAGUGCAGGUCAGAUACGCUACGAUAAAUACAUAGAUAAUAUAUACUAGACAACCUAAUUCGAUAGAUAAACACGAAAACAAUAAAUCACGAAUUGAAGAGAUAAAUAUCGCGGACACCCCCACUCACGCCACGCCUCUCACGCGUCGACGUCUUCGUCGUCGACAAGCCGCCAGGUGGGCGCAUCGCCCCGCGCACCGGUCGCACGCGGCACAGGCACGCCAGUCGCGCUGUGCGUCGCCGCGCCCGCGGGCACGCGCUUCCACGUCGGAGCCGUGGGCUUCGCAUCCGGGCUGGCUUCCUGGAGAUCAUAGAAAAAUGGGCGAGCGGCAUCAGCCGGCGCGCCCCACGUGGAAUCCAUUUGGAGAAGCGACGCACCGCUGGCUCGGACUCGGCCUCGGCCUCAGCCUCGGCGGGCGCGUGCACCCAGGGCGGGGCGGUCGAUUUCUGUGCCCGGUGUUCCCAUCAGCUCCUGACUGGGGGACGGGCGAGAUGCCGUAAACACGCACCGCGAUUUCCCGGCCCUGGACUGCGUUCGGAAUCGCGUGCGGGUGGACCCACGUCGGCGGCGUCGACUCCUGUCCGAUCGAAUAGCGUUCGUUGUUAGACUGACAUCGAACCCCGGACGGGAAGGGACGAGAAGGCGUGUGGCCCUACGUACCGGCGCGUUGGCGACUUGCUCUACCGGAACAGGCUCGUCGCGCGGAUGGACCCACGUCGGGGGCGUGGAUUCCUGGUCCGGGUGUAUCAGAUUAGACGAGCUGGAUGAGCUGUUGCUGCUGGGCUACGCACAGGGACGGCUCUGUCUUGGACCUUGUUGUCCACUGGGUGGAUCCAGGCGGGAGCGGUGGACUCCUGUCACAGCUUGUCAGUCGAUCCGUGAGCACAGCUCGUGCCCAUCUUGGACUUGCCGGAGAGCCACGGACGAUCUUGCUGGGAGCGCGAUCCUCGCCGCUUUGGACGACAGGAACAGCACAGACGGUGCAGAUGACAGACAGGAAAGCAAUUAGCAUCGAAGAACGCAUUGUGUAAUGUUGGUCGAAAGAGCAAGCAAGAGUGAAACUGGAUGCAGUGAAAGAAGAAC
This is a messenger RNA of Mycena citricolor, 4753 nucleotides long. The record is from the annotation of a GenBank genome assembly. Lineage: Eukaryota; Fungi; Basidiomycota; Agaricomycetes; Agaricales; Mycenaceae.